AACCACACUCAAAGUCCAUCCUAAAGGCUACUGUAUCUGGUUGUGGCAAGUCCUGUCAUAAACGUUGUAAUUCUUCUUCAAAGGAACGCUUCUUAAUUAUUUUAAAAGGUGUUUUCUGACCUGAUUUGUCAGCUUCCCCAAUCUGUGCUUCGAUUUGUUUUGCCAUGGGUUGCAUUUUAGUCCUUAAAAAAAACCAACAAACCAAAACAACAAAAAAAAGCAAACCUAAAUGCCUUGUGUGCAUAUCAAAACACUGAUUGAGUGAUUAAAUAUAUGAAUUUUUGGGGGUGCUUGCUAGGAGUUACAUCCCUAAAAAUAUGUCAGCUAGUCCAUGGUGAGAACUAAUAGUUGCUUGCAUGCCAGUAUCACUUUCUGUAGCACUUCCUUUGUUAAGCUGUGUGUCAUAUCUUGCUUUUGCCUGCAUCCCUCACAGUAAGAAUGUUUUUUUUAAAUGCUUCUUGAUUUGACAAAACGAUGAAAUUAAUUAGUGUUUUUCCAGUGUACGGUGUUCAAAAAUGAACUAAGCAAAGCAGUUAGUCACCUUGCAAAUGUAUGAGAAGAAACAUAUUGCUGGAAAGAUAUUUAAGCAUCCAAAUAAGUGUGUAUCUUUCAAGUACUUUGCCCUUUUAGAAGUGCUAAAUAUAACUGAAACGUCUCUGUAAACGAGCUAAAAUUGUUAGUUAUUCAAGCUUUCCUACUGGCAAGAUGAUAGGAAAAGAGCUAAGGAGCAUUUUCAGUACCAGCAACUCAUUUCACAUUUUACUUGUACAGAUGCAGAUAAACUGGACUCAAGUGUUGUCCAAAGUAUUCUCUAGGCAAUUAAUACUGUGGGUUAUUUUCCUGCCAUUAAUUCUUGAAUGACUGUGAGAAAUUCAAGAGGGCAGGACAAAAGAAUGCAGCAGUAAUUAAAAGGCUCACAGGGAGACCCAUGUAAUUAGAGGCCUGUGCUGUGAAUAAUGGAGUGGUUAAGGCAGACCAGAGGAGGGUGGCUGGUGCUGCAGGUCAGGGUAGGUUUGAGGGGUGUAGCUUUAUGCAGCUGAUGUUUUUGUUCAGGGUAGGUUUGAGGGGUGUAGCUUUAUGCAGCUGAUGUUUUUGUUCAGGGUAGGUUUGAGGGGUGUAGCUUUAUGCAGCUGAUGUUUUUGUUCAGGGUAGGUUUGAGGGGUGUAGCUCUAUGCAGCUGAUGUUUUUGUUCAGGGUAGGUUUGAGGGGUGUAGCUCUAUGCAGCUGAUGUUUUUGUUCAGGGUAGGUUUGAGGGGUGUAGCUCUAUGCAGCUGAUGUUUUUGUUCAGGGUAGGUUUGAGGGGUGUAGCUCUAUGCAGCUGAUGUUUUUGUUCAGGUGUCUGGGGGUGGCUGAUGCAGCUGAUGUUUUUAGGAUUCCCGUGUGGCACAGCCUCGGCAGUGAGCAGUGUGGGUAGGAUGGGCUUUGUGUGGAGUGAGGCCGGACACUGCCCCCACGGUUCCCUGCUGAGCCCAGUCCAGGCGGUUCAGCUCUGGACCUCCCAUGACCGGGCGUCUGGAACAGAACCUCAGACUGGUAGGGGACAGACGAGCCGUGAUGGGGCUGUUGGGGACUGAAAGGGGCUCAUUCGCAGCGAGGUCUGAGGGGUCUGACACCUGCAAACACCCGCGUGCUCUGUGUGACCGAAUUCAGCAGGGAGCCAAGGACACAGCCUGGUUUGUCUCCUGCCAAGGACAUGGCCGUGUUUGUCACCUGUCAAGGAUGUGGCACUGCCACCUCAGGGAGAGCGGAGAACACAAGUCGCCCACAACAUGUGGUCAGAAGGGCUCUUGGGUGGGCAGUGGAGUUACUGCAAGUCUGGUGUCAGCAGUGCAGAAUUGCCUCUAAUCAACAACUUCCCUGAAGGUCCAGGAGCUGCUGAGUGUCUUCUGAGACAGGGGAAACCCAAAGGUUAAAGAAUGACUUCUUGAUCACUCACAGAAAUUAGGGUGAUGAGCUGUAAUCAGCAGGCAAGUUUGAAAUAAAGUGUGGUAGCUGGGAGCUGCAGCUGGGUAAAUCCAACCCAGAGGAACAGGACACGUGUCUGACCAUGUGUGGUCUGGGGUGGAUUAUCUAUGUUGGGGAAAUGUUUCAAUAAAAAGCUCUGCAGCUUUCUUCAAAGAUUAUUGGAUGCAGAUAGGAGUUAACUCAAGGACAUCCAUGGCCUGUGCUUUUCAGAAAAGCUACUGUUGAUCUUUUCAUGCAAUCUGAAUUCAAGGGUCACACAUCAAAAGGUAGGAAUUCUAUGCCUCAAAGAUAAUUGCAGCUAGUGGACAUAUUUCUGGCAAAACACAAUUUGUUUCCAAUGCUGAACAGCAUUUUUAUGGAAACUGUAUGCUAGGGAUGUAGUACUCAAGCUAACAUCUGAUAAUUUAAAUUUUUUUUCCCCAAAUAAAGUGGUUUUGGAAGUCUUUGAGAAUCUAAAUAGUAAUUUGACGUUGUAAUGGAAUAAGGGAUAAAUAAGGAUAAAUAUUUUGUUACCUUAUUCCUUUGAGAUACUGGAUUACUUCAGAGAAUCUAAUUAUUGGAAAAUGGUGUACUUUAUUCAAAAGCCUGAACAAAAUAAUUGGAUUUUGUGUGGCUGAAUAUGGACAUAUUACUGUAGUUUCUGACUUGACACUUUUUCAUCCAGACAAGUGAAAGUCUAUGUGAAAAAUACAGUGUGAGGGGAAAAAUGCAUCUGGAAGCAUAAGUUGUAGUAAUAUAACUGGAACUGUUAUGUUAAAAGGUUUGAAUACUCCAGUCUUGUUUGUCUUACUCAAAAUACGCCUUGUUAUCAUCGAGAAAGAGAGUACUUCUGGUUUGGAAAACAUAACGGUGAAAUAAGAGCUUUGUAAUAAAUAAUCUCAACAGAGAAGUAAUAUAGGCGAUAGAUUCUUAGCUUGUCACUUCUUUGUGCUUUGGAGUGUUUAAUCCUUCAGCCUUAACAUUCUUAAAAUAGGUUAGAUAAUUUUCUUGACUCGUAGAAAACAUAAUCUAGGGCUGUGAGCAGCCCUGUGUGUAGGGCUUGUGUGGCAGCAAGGAAAGCCACAGGUCUGUCUGGGGCCGAGGACAAGGAGCAGAACUGUCCAAAGGGGAAUGGAUUGAGUCCUUGUACAUUAUAUCCUGUUCUUUCUAGUUUAGUGAGUGUCCAGUUUUAUAAAUCUGCCAAGCUGUACUUUUGUUUUCUCUCGUCCUGUUUCGUACUUGUUCUGAGAUGGGCAAUGGAAUGGAAAACUCAGAAGGGAGAGAUGUGGAAAAUAAGGACUAAAAAUAUAAUGCAUAUGAUCCCUGGUAUAAAUCUGCAGAGCCUGUCAGGAUGAGUUUAUAUGGUGUUAAAGAUGACUAAAUAAUCAUACAAACAGUCUUGUUUGUCUAAGCUGUUACAGAAAAUUCUUGCAGAUGCUUUUUUAUUUAAGUACCUGAAUAAGAAGGAAGAAAAUGUUCAGGAACCAUACGUUGAAUUAAUAGUGGUGAAGGUUUAAAUAAAUGCUCUCUGAAUUCAUAUUUUCAUUAUUAGAUGUUGCUGUUCUGUACUUUUUAUUCUAAUUUUCAGCAGUUAUUAGUUUCCCGUAUGUAAUUUUUCUAUAGUGUUGGAGUUUUUGUUGUGGGAAGACUUUAAUUCUAAUUCUCUUGCACUGAGUGCUUUUUCUGGAGUUGUGGUGAAGAAACCUUUGGCUUAAAUUUGCCUCUUCAUGAUUUGUCCUGGAUAUUUCUAAGUCUGCUUCUGUUUUAGUCCCUUUUGACAGUUUCUUAUUUGUUCAUUCUGUUUAGAUAUUAUUAGAUCCAAAGUCUUACCUGCACUACUACAUUUAUGAACAAAACGUGACUCUGCUUGGAUUCUGUUCCCAUGACUCUUGGAUCUUUGAAAAUCUUCAGUUGCUUUUUAAAUCUUGUCCAUAGAUGAGGAAUUGUUGUGCAGAUGCUAAUUGCUGGGAUUUUUUCCCCCAGUAUUGUUUAUGCCUGCUGGGAGGAUGCAUUCAUGGGUUGUGAAUGGAAGCACCACGUGCCUCAGCAUUCUGUGAAGUACAUGAAGCAUCACCAGAAGAGUUCCUUUCUCAUCUGUGGAAGGAUAUCGGAAUGUAUAAUCUGUUUUCCACUGUGGGACAGGUUUUAUUUCUCUUCCUGUGAUUUCUGCCGUUGAACAUUUUGCAGCAUGGGGCAGGCCUGCCCAAGGCAUGGCAUGAAAAUAAUGAGGCCUCGUUUACCAGGGGCUCAGGUCAUACUGUGCAUCACCUGCUUUCAGUCACUGCAAACAUGCCUAAUUGCAGCCUGGCACUGGCAGAUCAAAAUCUUCUCAUCCAGGCUUUGUAGGCACCAGGAUGGAAAGCCCUCAGGAGAAACUGAGGUGGGCUGGGAAGAGCUGGUCUUGGAAUCCAGAAAAAUAGGCUGCACUCAGUGAUAGCUUUCAAAAACACCAGUGUGUUCAUCUUCUGCAAGGUACCCAGUGUAUAGUGAGUGAUCUUAGAGUUGUGAGGACUGGGGUUUUGAUUGCCUUUUUGACACCCUUCAUGUCUGCAAUGACAGCUUAUUGACACUGCUGAGAAGGGAAACUUAGCGACUUCCAGGGCAAAAGCACACACUAAAUCUUCCUGAACUUCUUCAGCACCUUGUGGUGGACUUUGACACACUUAAUUGGGACACAAAGCACUUCAGAGGUGAUUAUGCUCAGAACUACAAUUUUUUAUGGACAACACUUCAUUGUUUGUACCUCUGAGAAUGGAAACUGUAAUGACUACAUAGUUUGUGUUUGGUCCCAGUUCUUUAGAAUUUGAACUUCUAAAGCUGGUUUUUAAUAAAUGGAGGCCCUUUCCAGUUCUAAGGAGGAUAAUAUUGCUCUGAGUUUCUUAGUUUGAUUUUUAUUUAACAUCCGUGUUGAAAAUGCAGCAGGAAUCGGUACAUAAAUAAAGGCAACUAACGUUCUUUUAUGAAAGUCUUAUGUUUGGGAGCUUGGUGGAAGUCAUAAGGUGUGAAUGUGUUCCCUCCUAAAGGUUAAGUCCUUGCUGCUUUAAGAAAUCCCUUUGGCAACUGAAGACUCUGCUCAUGAGAUCCUUUCCUGAAAUGGAACUGCAUUACUAAGAAGUACAUUACUCAUGGCUGAGAGAACCCACUGAAGACCAGAAUUAUGUGAAUAUUAAAGAAUUUUGAGGGUGGAAAGUGUUGACAGAGUUUCUGCUUCGAGCUGAAGGAAGAUCCCGUGGCAGCCCCCAAAUUAAUCAGUGAGAAUUCUUUCUGAGGGCUUCCUUCCAUGGAGCCCCAAGUCAAGUGUGGCUUCUGGACUGGGUCUCUGUAAGGUUUUCAUGGGUGCAUGUCCUGUCCUGAGGGGUGGUUUUGUGAGAUUUGGGAGCCAGUCCAUCCAUGGCAUGUUUUUUCUGCCUGAUGUGGGAGUAAAGAAGAAAACACAUCCUAAUUCUGUUGUGGAGAAGAAACCCCAUUUAGGGAACCAGGGCAUUUUCUCUUGCUGCUGGGGGACUGUUCUAUCAGAGGCAAAAAGUGCCUGAGAGAGGUUUUUCCAGCAUGCUGUUCAUGCAGCUUAUUACAGCCAUGUCUUCCUUGGCUUAUAUUGAAGGGAAGAAAGGGCUUGCGAGGUUGAUGGUUAUUCUUCCCCUGGGGCAUGGGGAGGGUGCUUGUGUGAACCAUCACAAGACCCUAAAACCAGGAGAAAAUUCACUGGUUUGGGUAAUUGAAAUUGUAUGAGCAGAAAUCUUCCUUCAUGUGUAAAGAGCUGGCUCUUCAGCCUGGAGUGCCGAUGUUCUCCUGCCUUUCUAAUCACAAGUCUCUUGUUUUUCCUACUGACUUCCCUCUUUAUUGCAGCAGUCAUUUGCUGAACAAUCCUCCUCUUUUCUUCAGCUAGCAUCAUGUGUUAAUUUCCACCCUACGACGUCUUGAUUGUUAUUUAUUGUAGGACUUAUUUUUAAGCUAUUCCUUCAGUUAUUUUGACUCCUUGAAACAGCCUGCAGACAUUCUCAAAAGAAUAAUUUAAAGAAAGUUGUCUCAUAGUGCCUAGUUAUCCUCCCGCCAAAAAAAUCUUUAGAAAAUGUUACGGACUUGUGUACUAAUUUGCUGUGUUGCUUUUUGUGCUUGGAGGGCUCACCUUGAUGACCUAUUGAUGUGAAAAUGCACAAUGAUUUCUGAUCGGUAAAUGUACCGGUUAAUACAGUUAUAUACUAACGAUGUUCAAGUUAUUACAAAGGAGAGUAAUUUUCCCCUAGCUUAAACUUGCUGGAAGAGGGGUGCUCGUAGUUCAAAAAUGGAGGCUGUGCUGUCUCGUUCUCAAAAGGCUCUUGCUGUACCUGCCUUUGAACUCUGUCAGGUGAAUUCGUUUUCGGUGUUAAUGCCGGCAGACGUAACGGGAGCAAUGGGAGCGUGCCCGGCCUCGCGUGCUUUGCUGUCGGGGCCGCUCCCGGCCCCGCGGGAUGCGCCGUGCGGGAAGCGGCGGUGCCCUCGUCCCGGCGGGACCGGGCGAGCGGCGGCGGCGGCGCUGGCCCUGCUCGCAGCGCGGCCAAUGGCUGCGGGCCCGCGGAGCCGCGGGGUCACACGUCAGCCGCAGCACGCAUGGCUGAGUCAGGCUCCGCCGGCAGCCCGCUCCGGAGCCGGCGGCUGUGCGAGCGGCGCUCCCGCUUCCUGCGCUUCGUGGCAGAGCUGCGGGCGCUUAUCCUGCAGCGGCUGCGAUGGAGGGAAAAGUAAGGCUCGCUGACGGUGCCGUGGACUACUGAAGACGUGAUGGAAAUAUCAAAUAUGCUGAACUUAAUAAGUAAUGCCAAAGGAUGCUGAUCUGGCUUUCAAAGCUGCCGUUUUGGAAGGAACAGAAUUCCUUUGUGCUCUGAUUCCGAAAUUGUUCCCAUGCUUCUGUGUUUCCUCCCUGAUAGACACGAGAGGAAGCACCUCAUCCCGUGUUGCUAAAGGAAUAGACUACACCAAAAUGAGCCUCCAUGGUGCGAGUGGUGGACACGAGAGAUCGAGGGACAGGCGCAGAUCCAGUGACAGAUCUCGUGACUCAUCCCACGAAAGAGCAGAAUCUCAGCUCACUCCAUGCAUCAGGAAUGUCACUUCACCAACAAGACAGUAUCAUUCUGAUCGCGAGAAGGAUCACAGUUCAUCUCGGCCCAGCAGCCCCCGGCCCCAGAAGACGUCCCCCAAUGGUUCUGUUGUCAGCAUGGGCACCAGCAGCAGGAACAGCAGCCAGUCCAGCUCAGAUGGCAGCUGCAAGGCUGGUGGGGAAAUGGUGUUUGUGUAUGAAAACGGCAAAGAGGGAGCUCGGAACGUCAGAACUUCUGAGCGAGUAACGCUCAUCGUGGACAACACCAGAUUUGUUGUAGAUCCUUCCAUCUUCACUGCACAACCUAACACAAUGUUGGGCAGGAUGUUUGGAUCAGGCAGAGAACACAACUUUACACGGCCCAAUGAAAAAGGAGAGUAUGAAGUUGCUGAAGGAAUUGGUUCUACUGUGUUUCGUGCUAUUCUGGAUUACUACAAGACUGGGGUGAUACGCUGUCCUGAUGGGAUAUCUAUUCCUGAGCUGAGGGAAGCAUGUGACUAUCUCUGUAUCUCCUUUGAGUAUAGUACUAUAAAAUGCAGAGAUCUGAGUGCUCUCAUGCAUGAAUUGUCAAAUGAUGGUGCUCGCAAGCAAUUUGAGUUUUACCUGGAAGAAAUGAUUCUGCCAUUAAUGGUAGCCAGUGCCCAAAGUGGGGAGAGGGAGUGCCACAUUGUUGUGCUGACAGACGAUGAUGUUGUUGACUGGGAUGAAGAGUAUCCCCCCCAAAUGGGAGAGGAGUAUUCACAAAUUAUUUACAGCACAAAGUUGUAUAGAUUCUUCAAAUACAUUGAAAACAGAGACGUGGCCAAAUCAGUUCUGAAGGAAAGGGGGCUCAAGAAGAUCCGACUGGGCAUUGAAGGUUACCCCACGUACAAGGAGAAGGUGAAGAAGCGGCCGGGCGGGAGGCCGGAGGUGAUCUACAACUACGUGCAGAGGCCGUUCAUCCGCAUGUCGUGGGAGAAGGAGGAGGGGAAGAGCCGGCACGUUGACUUCCAGUGUGUGAAGAGCAAAUCCAUCACCAACCUGGCGGCGGCGGCAGCAGACAUCCCGCAGGACCAGCUGGUGGUGAUGCACCCCACGCCGCAGGUGGACGAGCUGGACAUCCUGCCCAUGCACCCCGCCCCCAGCAGCAGUGAGCUGGAGGCCGAGGGCCAGAACCCGCCGCUCUGACCGCGCUGCCCCACCGCAAGCAUGCUCUGCAGUGACUGUACCCAGCUCAUACCACACUGCAACGCCAGUUUUCCAUUGUGUUCCGGUGUUUAGGAUACUGCAGCGGGGACCUGGCACGGCCCCAGGGGAUGCCUGGUCGCUCUGGGAGGAGUGCAGCCCCGCGCUGGGCUCGGUGACGUUCGUGUCUGUGUUUACCAGUAGGUUUGUGACGUUGGUGACUCGUGAGCUGGCCUGGCCCCGCUCCGCGGCCCCGCGGCGCUGUCGUGGCACGGCGUCAGGAAGCAGAGUGGGAAUUGAUAGUAGCACUUUACAAAUGGUUGAGAAAUGGAAUUUGAAGCCAUUUUUUAUAAAUGUAUUGCACAAUACUAACAAAGUGCUUCUAUCAAAGGUAUUAACUGUACAUAGUUUUGCUCUGAAUAGAUUGACUCUUUUAAAGUUAUUGUAUAUGGUUGAGCACAAAACUACUUACUCUUGGGUUCUUGGAUUGAGGACGUGAUUCAAUGACCCAUGCAACAUCUUGUUCAAGUUCUUUAGUGAAUUUUUUCACUUGUUUGCAGCGUGAGCCAUGUUCAAAAAUUGUGAACAACGGACAGGGGCUUUAUCUUAAAUUUUGCCUUACCUUAAGCUGUUCACAAAUAUUUAUUUAAUACAUUUUUCAUAAGUGUCAUGAAAUAGGAAAAUGCAAAUGGUUCAUUCUUCAUUUAUUAAUGAUUGUAAACAAGUUUUUCAUGCAAAUAAAGUUUCCAUUAUUUUAAUGGGCUUGAAUUAUCUGC
Messenger RNA from Motacilla alba alba, 8955 nucleotides. It is a transcript of the gene BTBD10, whose product is annotated as BTB domain containing 10. Gene Ontology annotation, molecular function: protein binding. Lineage: Eukaryota; Metazoa; Chordata; Aves; Passeriformes; Motacillidae. Gene Ontology annotation, cellular component: cytoplasm. Bases 6734 to 8182 code for a protein of 482 amino acids. The transcript is spliced from 8 exons. Gene Ontology annotation, biological process: positive regulation of phosphorylation. The record is from RefSeq and is a predicted model, not a curated record.